UUUGGUGGGUCCGGUGGUGCCUGGUGAGUCCAGAACGCGAAUCAAAGCCGACCGCGGCAGCAGCCAGGACUCGGGUGCGGACACCUUCGUAAGUCAAACAGCAGCAGCAAAACGCCGGCGAAGGAGGGUGGUGCUUUGGUGGUGCUUGUGCGGGACGAGGUCGAGGGUUCGAAAAGGCCAUGUCUGCAGCUUCCUGCAGGACCUGCAGCUGUUUCACGACCGGAAUGGGUUAGAAGGAAGUUUGGGUGUUUUGUGAUUGAUUUUGUUUGUUUAUGUAGGAUGGGAGGUAGGAAUGUGGAUUCGAACCGGUUGUAUUCGGUGAUAGUGACCCGGGGAUGGUGGUUGAAGGUCGAUUCCCGCGAGGACUGGGACGAGAUCAUCGAGGAGAUGGCGCUGCCGACGCGUUGCGUGAACAGUGAGAUUGCGUUGAAGAAGAAUAACAUCCGAUUUUUGGACAAGUACGAGAAAGGAUCCGACGAAGAGGAGGACGGCAAGAAGCGGCAUAAUCGGAGGUGGUCAGCGCGGAUGUUGCACUCGAUGUCGGCGGUUCACAACACCGCAACUUCCCGCCCACAAACGCUCACAUCGCGACGGCGCAGCUUCAGCUGGGGACAGCGAGCAUGAAAAAUCUGUGUCAUUGUGGAAGGAGGAUGAAGUGCUCGAAAUCAAAUUCCGUUCCGAGGGCCGCCUCAUCAACCCCGUGUUCCGGAUGCGCUUCCAGGUUCUGGAACUCCCUGUCCAGGCACUUCACUUCUCAGCCGGGAAACGUCGACCACCCUUCCCGAAUCAACAGCCAACUUCUCCAAACCUGUCCUGAUGAAGGCCGGCAAUGGACCAUCCUGUUCGCUACUUUGCUGUCGCGCGUCGAAACGUCCAUCCGGAACCGUCCAGCUUGGGGUCUUUGGAAGUUACCGUUAACGUACCAUAAUAAUCGGUACAGCUUGGACUCGGAUGUUAGCCAGAAGCGUUAUUGUCCGUCUCUCGAAGGUACACGCCACGCGGCAUUUCAGAAUGUGCCGCAGACACUGUUGCCAGCGAUUUUCUGCACUUUUACUGCCGUUCUACGCAUAAUUGUCCCAUGUUCAAAAAAGUGCAACUGAGAAAAACGCGAUUGAAUUUUUUCGACCGAUUUCUGUGUUUCUACGCAUAAUUGUCCCGUGGGUUCCUAUUCGCCCUAUGUGUCCCUAAUUGCCCCAGUUAGCAGUGUAUCACUCUUAUUUGUGAUCCUCUUGCUAAACAACAGGUAAACACGACAUAAUGCUACAUAAAACUAAUGAUUCCGUAUAAGAAAAUACUUGGUGGGACAAUUAUGCGUAGAAGUUCAACGAUGGGACAAACAGACUUGGUGUUGUUUUUAAUGAAUUUCCGAACAAAGUACCAGAUUUUAUGUGUUUUUCUUAAAGUACACAUCAAACUAAACUUUAAAAUGUCAUAAAGUCAAAAUCGUCCAAAACUGACAUGGGACAAUUAUGCGUAGAACGGCAGUUUAGUGCAGUAAAAAACAUACCCGGCAACAAUGCCAUGCAAUUCGAAGAAGAAGAUCAACAAAAACAAAACGCGCAGUAUGGGAUUUGACAGCGCGCAUUUGCCGAAAGUGCGGCGCGUCGUUUCGAAGCUGGUAUGCCGCGUGUCUUUUUCGGGAAUACGCGCA
Culex pipiens pallens (northern house mosquito) is the source of this 1651-nucleotide messenger RNA. RefSeq names its product AT-rich interactive domain-containing protein 2-like. Gene Ontology annotation, cellular component: SWI/SNF superfamily-type complex. The transcript is spliced from 2 exons. NCBI's taxonomy places the organism in Eukaryota, Metazoa, Arthropoda, Insecta, Diptera, Culicidae. Gene Ontology annotation, molecular function: DNA binding. Bases 280 to 624 code for a protein of 114 amino acids. The record is from RefSeq and is a predicted model, not a curated record.